Pseudophryne corroboree (corroboree frog) is the source of this 1488-nucleotide messenger RNA. RefSeq names its product transmembrane protein 25 (gene TMEM25). The coding region runs from base 194 to 1114 and encodes 306 amino acids. The transcript has 9 exons. The record is from RefSeq and is a predicted model, not a curated record. Gene Ontology annotation, biological process: negative regulation of excitatory postsynaptic potential. Lineage: Eukaryota; Metazoa; Chordata; Amphibia; Anura; Myobatrachidae.
GAUACGCUGUGUUAGCUGGAUGCGUGCCAUUUGGAAUAUUACUGCAGUGGCUGGUAAGGCCGGAGAAGCUGCUGAUUCUGCAGGUAAUCCUGCACUGCCAGAGGACUCCUGUGAGUGAGGUGUUCCCAGUAACAUUUGCACGCUGGAACUGAAUGCAGUGCAGGAAUGAGGAAGCUCUGAUUAUCCCUUCAGAAUGCUGUGGAUCUCGAUCCUGCUAUUCCAGCCAUUGUUUCAGAGAGUACUUGGGAAUCCAGAUUACAAGGAUGAAACUCAUGGGACAUUCUGUGAGGCCAGCAGCUCCACUCUCAGCUGGUACUUGAAUGGUAUAAAGCAGGAUGUAGGGCUUGGUAGAGAGCCCCCAUUUCUGCUGCCAGUAGCUCCCGGCAGCUCUAGUACGUUGUCACUUGAAGAGAUUGUUGGGGAAAACUGCAACCAGACAGAAAACCAAGGAGAAGAGUUGCUGAACAUACACUUCCCGCCUGAUUCUCCGGUGAGAAAGCCUCAUGUCUCCGGACUGUCCCUCCUACUUCUCCUAGUGAUCCAGACUCGGCCUCCCUCCAGCUUCACCAUACGAGACCAAGAUGGACAACAGUUUGUCAACUCUUCCCGUUUGCUCCUGUUGGACACGCGCAAUGUGGAGGGCAAUGGCAGUCUGAGAGUAAAAAUCAGCACCGGGCAAAGUGACGGCAGCCAAACUCCUGUGACAGCAAUGGGUCUCCUGUCAACCCGAGUAGAGAUUCCUCUGUUGGUUCUUAUUGUCGCUGGUUCUGCCCUGGCUGCUGGAAUUCUGCUGGUUAAUAUCCUGGUCUGGUGCCUUGUGUUGAAAAGGAAAAAAGAGAAAUAUGGUGUGGAGAACCGACUGACCUUAAGCAUCUCCAAUAACAUGAAACUGAAUAACAUUUGUCUGCCCCGGGAGCACAUGUCCCUGCCGUCCAAUCUGCAACUCAACGACCUCCGACCACAGGCAAGAGGACCAGGUGACUCUGAAUGUGACACACAGGAGGACGUGUCUGUGCCGUGUGGGGCUUUGAAUGACACAGGGCUGGAUCGCUAUCCACUGGUGGGCUACAUCUACAGAGCAUCGAGCGUGAGCAGUGACGAGAUCUGGCUAUGACUGCCUGUGCCAUUGACAGAAUGUAUUCACCAGAUACCUAAACUUUCCUAUAUUGGGUCCUUGGCAAACAACUGAACAAUGCAUUGCAUCUGUUACUCAAUGUUAAAGGCACAGUAACAUCAUAUUUAUAAAGGAGCUAGAAGGUUCCGUAGCAGCGUACAUAGGGAUAGAAGAACAAAUAAGUAGCAUAUGUUCAAACUGAUACAGACAAUUCUACAACUUUACAUAAAUACAUAAUUGCAAUGUGCAAUUAACAUAAUUAUGCAGUGUUAACAAAGCGAAGAUUGCCUUGCUCGUAAGAUCUAGCAAACUAGACGGGUGGUCUUCUGUAUGCCGACUGACGGGAUCCCGGCGCACAGUAUACCGGCGCCGGG